AUGGCCUCCAACACCCGGAUACCAAAGAGGGCUAGAUCUGAACUUAUGGAAUUUAUUCGACUUGAUUCUCCUGAUGCCAAAGAGAUAUUGAGAGAGUCUCAGCGAACGAAUCUAAUUGAGAAAAACACAGAGAGGAUAUUCCGUACGAUCUCUAUGUGUUUAGUCCGGAACACCAACCUGGUCAGGAGAUACGAGAGAAGAAGGAAGAGUCUCAGAGACCAGGGUAGAAAACCAAAGGAAUUGGAAGAUAGACUUCUAUUUGCUGAAGAAUCUUGGCCAGAGAUUCAGAAGGUGUGCAGAUUGGGACCAAAUUGUGAAAAGACACGAAAUGUUCUAGGCGACAGUCAGUUCGGUCUUCACCUCAACAGAAACUAUGACAUCCUUUUGAGGUACACGGCGUGUACGAAAGCUGAAGGGAUCAGGUUCUUACUGGUCUUUAAGGCUAUGUUCGGAAAAGUGAAAUCUGUCACACCAAAUCUAACUGAUCAGUAUCAGCGCAGCAUCGAACCAACUCCAAACUACGAUACACACAUCUCCGUCAUUAAACCAGACGCCGAUAUGGGAAUAUGUGAUGCACAAGACCACAACUUAGCGUACCUGUAUGAAUAUGACGAGGAGACGACACUGCCAAGCAUGUCGCCAUCGCAAAUACUGCCUUUUGCUGUAAUUAGCCUUCAACGAACAGAAGAGAAAAUCAUUGGUCCUCUGCGGACACCGUGGUCAAAGUUGAGGAAAAAAAGACAGUUGUCUUCUUUCAAUCAUACUUUUAAACAACAAUUGAGCGAGGAAGCACACACUACACCUAUUUCAAACAUAGGCGUUUCCCUAAAUACUGAUUUGUCAUCAACUGCACCGAAGGGAAAAGUUGCCGACAUUUCAGUAGACAACAUUAACGCCUGUUCCAAACGAGAAAUAACAAAUUCAAACUCGUUGGAUAACGUUAGUACAUUGGCAUCUAACAAAAACGCCAAACGGAAAUCACCAAAAUCAUCCCGUGGGUCUACACAGCGAUCAGUCAUGAAAGUAUCUGGGGAUCGGCCCAAAUCAGUAGAGCAAGAAAAGACGGAUAAAGGUCCAUUAUAUGCAGAUGUGGAUUGUGCGCAACAGGAUGAAUCAGAUUUACAAUACACGGAAUAUUUCUGUGAUCCACCCCUUGAACAGAAGUCCUCGGAUGACACAAAUAUGUAUCUGGAAAUUGAAAAUUCGUCUCCCACCCAGCAUGCUUCUCCCCCUCCUACAGAACCUUCAUCAGAUAAGUCGCUUAUUAUUCAUCGAUUAAAAGAAUUAGAACAAGAGAUUCAGACGAAACAAAGAAAACUUCACGAGCUCAGACAAAGUCGACAUUUAUCGGCGAGGUCUAGAGAUUCUAUAACAUCAGAUGAGGACCUAUCAGUAGAGGAUUUCGUUACCGAGCAAAUCGCAAUGGCAUCAAAAAUGAUGGAGCUAAGUGAGGAGAGUGAACAGCCAUUAGACCUUAGCAAAGCUAGCACUAUUCAAUUUGAUAAUAAAUUUAAAGAUGAGAGUGUAUCGACAACUGACAGGAAUGUCUCUAUUUUUACUCUAGAUGAAAGACUACAACAAAAUGCACAUAUUGAUGGAAACCAUGAAAACGAAGAAAUGUUGAACAUACAGUCAAAUAACGACUGUUCAGGAAUUACGUUAGCGGGCAAUAUAAACAAAUUGCAUCUGAAAAUUAACGUCGAUUCAGAUCAGAAUAAUUGUGGUGAACUGAAUCAUGACAUCCCUACACCAACACUGGACGAGCCGCAAGACAUGUGUUGGAUAGAUACUGCUCAAACGGUCGUAGUUUCAGCAGGUCCUCUGAAUAAAUGUCGAAACAACUGGGAUACCAGGGGAUCUACUGUAGGAAAAGAAACUGAUACAGAAGUAAGGAGGGAAAUAAAACGUAAUGAUUCAGUUGAUAGCACAAGCAGGUCUCAAACAGAUGUAAGCAUGCCAUCUUCUUCAAAGAAGUGCUCAGAUUUCUAUGAAAAUUAUAUAAAGAAAAAGAAGCGAACUAUGGCCGAUCAUUUCAAACCAAAAGAAAUAUCAAAUGUAUCGGCAGGUGCUCUCCAACAUUCAGACCAAUGUAAUAUGAUUGUGAUGGGACUUGGAGAUACUGAAAAUUCGCAUUGGCACCAUACGUCAGCUGUCAAACCAAAUGUGUCAGAAACGGUUGAUCAACAACCAAUGGAGGAAAAUGAGCAAUCAACCAACAAUGUUUCUCCACAGGCGGAGCUUUGUUAUUAUAACAACAACUGUAAGGUUCUUAACUGGAGAGAUCCAAUACUUAAUAAAGUUGCAACAUUGGAGAGUGAAUCCACGAAUAGUAACAAGUUUGUACCUCAAGCAAAUGGUGAAGACACAACACAGUCAAGCAAGGUAGAUAUUGAAUGUAUUGCAGAAGAAUGCUAUGAAGAUGGUCAUAAAAAACAUGAAGACAUACCUGAUCAUGCAGGCCCAAUACAAUAUGAGUCAGAUAAGGUAAAAUGCUCGAAAAUACAACGUGAUUCUGACAUUGAAGAUAAGCAUUCUGUUCUGGCUUCUCCGGUAUGUGAUAAUAACACAUCUCCGUCGUGUGACGAAACAUCUGAGAAUGUUUUGAAUGAGAUGCAAGUCGACCCAGAAUCGAACAAUUGUCAGUCAAAUGCUAGGCACAAUGUAGAUAAAACUUUAUCUACAGAUGUUAAAAAAGCCUUGCAGGACCUCGGAGAUGCAAUCAAGGAGAUUCAGAAAAAAGUCAUAGAAACUGACGAUAGCAAGAGUUCAUCGAUCAUCAGCUCUCCGAUUGAGGUGGAAGUGGAGAUGGACACAUCAUUGAACACAAUGUUUAUUCAAGAAAAUCAAGGUCAGCAAGCAAUUUCUACAAUUGUAACCGAUCGCUUAGUUCGUCAAAACAGAGAUAACGCUACCACAAAAGUACCUACAGUGAUAGAAGUCAGUUGUGUGAACAUGCAGAAGGAUGUCUCGGAAAACGGAGCAAUGGAUACAGAUUUAAGAAAUGAAUGCACUUCAAUGUUAGACGUCAAUGACGCAGUCAUAACGCCUAUGAAAAGUGUUGAUAGCAAUACCAAGUCUGAAAACCUUGAAGAUAAUCGGCCCAUACAGUUUGAACUUAAGGCAAAAGACAAGGUUGAGGACUUAAAUUGCGAUGAUUUCACACCGAAAAACCAAGGUUUCUCGUCUUUUUUGCAAGAUGCAGGUUGUCAAUCUGGUUUUGAAGCACUCUCUAAGGUCAUUUUUCGUGAUGGUGAAGCUAUCAGAGGUAAAAAUCAGCAGAAAGCAGAUAAUCCUCCAAUUGUAGUGAAAACGGAAGCUCCAGAUUCGUAUUUUGACGAGAAAUCAAUGCAAAUGGAUAGCAUAGAGGAUGACUCAGUGCGGAAAGUAUAUAUCACAAAUGCUUCUCGGGAAAAGGAAAGAACCGCACAUACAAUAUCAAACGAAUUCAUCUUAAGUCAAGAAAUUGAAAAGACAUUAAGUGAAAUAAAAAAUGAUACAAACAUUUCACACCAAUUAUAUUCACCUGAAAAUAGCAGUUUUCAGGAAAAAGAGGCCAAAACUAUCAAACUUGAAAAUAUUCAAUUAUCACCAUCUCAUCGACCACGCAGCAGUGGCAGGAGCAGAAGUCGGAGCAAAAGUACAACUGUUUCGAUAGCUUCUGAUUUACAGAGGAAAUCACAUUACCGGCCACGCGAAGUGUCCCCAAUUCGGGAUCCUUCAUUUGUCCCAUUCCAUGAAAAAGGUAAAAUCCUCAAAAAAUAUUUCAAAAACAAACGAAAACGAUUUGGAUUGAAAUGGGUUGGUAGAAAGCGAUCACCAAGCGGCUUUAGGGUCCGCGCUGUUCACAAAGCUAAACUAACAUUAUACAAAAACUUUGUCUCACAAGGACCAUCAGUGAAAAAACGGACGGAUACAAGACGAGUCGUAAAAGUAGAAAAGAGAGAUUCUGAUGCCAAUGAUCGAAACUCAUGGAAAUCAAAAUAUUCCCAUAAAAAAGCUUUUUUCAGGAAUUCCAGCAAAGACGUUGCUGAAUCUAAGUUCCAAGAAAGAGGACUGCGUUCUUGCACAAACAGACAGACGGUAAGACCCUGGCAUAGAACUGGAACAAUUCCGGACAAUUUGAUCAUAGAUAGGCAUGGUAUGAUCAUUUCCACGACGUCGCAAAGCAAUCGGUCCGAGUCACGAUUUCGUAAUAACUCAAGGUUUGGCAGAAGAGUGUGCGAUGAAUCGGUCUUAAACAAACAUCAAAGUACCAGAAGGAGUUUCCUGGAGCACAGUGAAAGUACAAAUCGUAGUGAUCUUCCAAGUUCUGAAGCUACGUUAUCAAAAGCAAUGACCUCUCUGCUCAAAAGGGUCUUAUUUGAUGGACCAAGAAAUGACGGAAGUACUGAAGACAAAAUGGCAGAUAUGAUAUUCGAAAUGAUGAAAAGGGUUACUAGAAAAGAUAAUGAACAAUCAUCAACGCUUGGCAUUGAUCAUAUAAGCCGCGAGGAGACACGAGGAUUUGAGGAAUUGCCUGUAGACUAUUAUCCAGAACUCUCGUCGGCUGUUCGAUCUGAUCGGUCGAGAGAUCGAUCGAGGAGCAAAGAAAGCUACUCGGGCAAUUGGGAACGCAGAGAGGUAUAUAUUGACAGUAAGUCGUCGAUCAGCUGUGAUAGCCGGGGCUAUACUGACCAUAGACGUAGUUAUAUGCAAACAAGUGAUGAACGGAAGAAUCACGAAGAACGGUAUUACAACAGGACUGAAAAUUGGUACGAUAGGACCGACAGAAAUGAGAAUCCACGUUUCGGGGACAGGUUCGAUGACCGCGGAUGGGAUAGGGGUCGUGAAAGAUGGGAUAACACAACGGAUAACUUCAAUACAUUCAGCCGAAGUAAUUUAAGUGAAAGUCAUGACAAGCGACCAUUUCAAAGGGAUGACGGAAGAUACUCGUCUAGAUCAUUUAACUUAAAUGCAUCUCAUUUAAGGACGGGAAAGGAUUUUUCAUCUGGAAAAGGUUUCCGCAAUUCAGAUUUUCACAACCAAUCCUAUAGUAGAAAGUUUGAAAAAUAUGCAUCUGAAAGAAAGUAUCAUCAUAGAAACCGGAACAGAAAGAGUAGCAGAAAUGCUAAAGAAAUGCUUUGA
Ylistrum balloti is the source of this 5124-nucleotide messenger RNA. RefSeq lists its product as uncharacterized. Gene Ontology annotation, cellular component: nucleus. The record is from RefSeq and is a predicted model, not a curated record. Gene Ontology annotation, biological process: synaptonemal complex assembly; male meiotic nuclear division; homologous chromosome pairing at meiosis. Lineage: Eukaryota; Metazoa; Mollusca; Bivalvia; Pectinida; Pectinidae. The transcript has 5 exons. The coding region runs from base 1 to 5124 and encodes 1707 amino acids.